GGGGCAUUUAAUGUUAUUUUCAAAUUGUGUAGGGGUCAUUUAGUAGGUAAGAAGAACUGCCCCUGUUGUUCUUGAAGUGUCCCCUCUUCCAAGAAAUUCGAUCCUAUUCAGAAAACGGAAAAUAUAUAAAAAACCAAAAAAGGAAAAUUAGCUCAGCACAGUACGACACCUUUCAACUCUCCCCUAUCUCGCUCUCUAGGGUUUCAUUCGCUGCAUCAACCUUCUCUGAUCCUUGAUUGCAAUUCACUCAAAAUGGAAAAUGGAGGGACCAGUUUGGAGGCAAAAAUAGAGGCGUUGCUCAAUGUGGAGAAACAGAUGAGACAAGCCGGCGACGUGGCAGGAACAAGAAAGGCUGUCACUGAUAUUCUACAACUUUGCCUCGAUGCCGGCUCGUGGGCGACGCUCAACGAGCAGAUUGUGCUUAUUUCCAAGCGCCGGGGACAGUUGAAGCAGGCUGUUCAAGCAAUGGUCCAACAAGCUAUGCAGUAUAUUGAUAAGACACCAGAUCUUGAUUCUAAAAUAGAGCUUAUAAAGACACUUAACAAUGUAUCUGCUGGGAAGAUAUAUGUUGAGAUUGAGAGGGCUAGGUUGAUCAAGAAGCUUGCAAAGAUCAAGGAAGAACAAGGACAGAUAGCUGAAGCUGCAGAUUUGAUGCAAGAAAUUGCGGUGGAGACAUUUGGCGCAAUGGCAAAAACUGAAAAAAUAGCUUUCAUACUUGAGCAAGUUCGUUUGUGUUUAGAUCGCCAGGAUUAUGUACGUGCACAAAUACUUGCGAGGAAGAUAAGUCCUAGAGUUUUUGAAGCUGAUACCUCAAAAGAAAAGAAGCGCAAAGAAGGCGAGAGUAUUGUUGAAGAGGCUCCUGCUGAUAUUCCAUCUUUGCUAGAGUUGAAGCGCAUAUAUUACCAAUUAAUGAUCCGGUAUUACUUGCACAACAAUGAUUACCUUGAAAUAUGCCGAUGUUACAAAUCAAUAUAUGAGAUUCCAUCUGUGAAAGAGGACCAAGCCCAGUGGAUACCGGUGCUGAGAAAAAUAUGCUGGUAUCUGGUGUUGUCACCUCAUGAUCCUAUGCAGUCUAGCCUCCUCAACUCAACCCUGGAGGAUAAGAACCUUUCUGAAAUUCCUCAUUUCAGGUUACUAUUGAAACAAUUAGUUACCAUGGAGGUCAUUAUGUGGACAGCUCUGUGGAAUAUGUUCAAAGAUGAAUUUGAGAAUGAGAUGAAUAUUCUUGGCGGUUCACUGGGUGAAAAGGCUGCUGAAGAUCUUAGACUUAGAGUGAUAGAACAUAAUAUUCAUGUUGUUUCAAAAUAUUACUCCCGGGUAACCUUGAAGAGACUUGCAGAUUUAUUAUGCCUCACUCUCCAGGAAGCGGAAAAACACCUCUCUGACAUGGUUGUCUCCAAAGCGCUAGUGGCAAAGAUCGACAGACCUAUGGGCGUGGUUUGUUUCCAGACAGCCAAGGACAGCAAUGAGAUCCUGAAUUCAUGGGCUAUGAACUUGGAGAAGCUACUCGAGCUCGUAGAGAAGAGUUGCCAUCAAAUCCACAAGGAGAGGAUGGUUCACAAAGCUGCACUUAGAGCUUGAAACGUUGAGGCUGAAGUGGAUAGGAUCGUUCUUAUUUGCUGCUGCGUUUUGACCUUCCAGAAGCAGUUUCUAGUAGAACUUCUUUCAUGGCAGGGAAGUCGUUUCCUUUAUAACGGCUGUGAUCAUUCCCGUGGAUGGACCUUGCAUCGCGUUACUUUCUCCAUCAUUUGGUUUUGAUAUGCCCAGUCCCACUCGGCACCAUUGAUACUUGGGAGCACUCAUUCGUUUAGUCAACUAAGAUUUACAUUUAAUACUCAUUAUACAUGUACUUGUUAUGUGCUCGAAUAGUUCACAUUUGUAAGCCAACUGUGUACGUGGCCUAAGAUUUUUAUUCAACUCUGGCUCAUGUUAUAUUCUUAUGCCUUUCUAGGCCCUGCCCCUAAAUUUGAUUCAA
This is a messenger RNA of Salvia miltiorrhiza (redroot sage), 1975 nucleotides long. RefSeq names its product 26S proteasome non-ATPase regulatory subunit 12 homolog A-like. NCBI's taxonomy places the organism in Eukaryota, Viridiplantae, Streptophyta, Magnoliopsida, Lamiales, Lamiaceae. The coding region runs from base 253 to 1581 and encodes 442 amino acids. Gene Ontology annotation, cellular component: proteasome regulatory particle, lid subcomplex; nuclear proteasome complex; cytoplasm. The record is from RefSeq and is a predicted model, not a curated record. The transcript is spliced from 11 exons.